ACACACACACACACACACACACACACACACACACAGAGAGAAACAGAGAAGAGAGACAGAGAAGAGAGACAGAGACAGAGAGAGUGAGACAUAAACACAGAAAGAAACAGAGAGAGGUAGAGAGCAUCUGUUCAGUUCAUUCAGUGGCCAGACUUCAUCUCACAGACCAUGCAGACAAAAACUGAAUUGCCAAAAAGUUUGAGAAGAAUUUCGAGAAAGUCUGUGAUUAUACUAGAAUCUAGAUCCCUUUUCUUCCCCCCACCUUCUUGGAAAGAGGCCUGACAGGUUUGAAACUUCAUUCCUGUCUAUAAUCGAGACAUUUCUCCACAGUGACAACUUUCUCUCUAGUCUCACUAAAACAUCAGAACGAUUCAAUAAACUUUGCCAGUUCCUUUAUUUCCGGCUUUUCCUCUUUUCAUCUCUCUCUCCUUUCCGGUCUCUGUCUCUGGAAUAAACUGAAUGUAAGUUCCAACCAUAUGACACUUUUCAGAACAUUUGGGUACUUUGUUCUAACUUAAGAAAACAAAGGGUGUUACUUGACUCUACUCAAACCGGACAUGAGGGGCUCACCCUUUGCCACGGUUCUGUUCUACUCUCUUUCCCAAGGUAACAGGUGAAUAUCUCCAGACAUAACUUGUACCCCAUUAAGCCUCCACAACUUCAAUCAGCUGGUGAUUCUAAGAUCAGAUAAUUUCUUGAGGAGUUGGGGAGGGGAGAGUAAGUAGAUCUGAUGUAGAACAGAAGUACAGUGCCUGGUUCAUAGUGGGCACUCAGAGCUCUCAAAGAAUAAAGAACACAGUGUAAUGUAGCCAAAACAGAUCACGGAAUGCAAAGUUCCGUGCAUUUGUAGCAACAAGUACCAGAGUUUCAAGGCUUUAGACUCUAGUUGGCUUCUGGUAUAGCAGUGGUUCAUUGUGAAAGAGCUCCCUGGGUGCUUCGCUGGUAGAAACUUUAGGAGGCAGUAAAAACAGGAAGUUGGUCUACUCUGCCCACCUUCCGAGGUCCUCCUCCCUAUGCUCAAUGGGAUGAAACUUCCGGAAAGGGUUUCCAUCUUGUAACGGUUGUUUGAAGCCUGCUGUCUUCUUUCUCAGCAGCUCUCUUCAGUUUUUCAGCUCUAGACCACACAGAAGAACACAAUAAGAACAUUUGUGACAAGGUACUUCAGGACCUACCAUGGAAGAGAGAGUGAAGAUUGAGGAAUGAAACAUAAUUUGUCUCAGAUCACUCAGCGUGAGAAGGGCAAGAUGAGUCCAGGUCUGAAACUAACCCCUUCCGAAGAAGAAUGAGAUGCCGACGUAUUUUCCGACGGAGAUUUCUCAACUCGACUGAGUACAUCAGUGACACGAUGCGUACUUCAUUUUAUCACCAGCAAGAUGAAGAGCUAGCAAUGAGUAAUGCUCCCAUGUAUACUCGAAGAAGAUACACUCCAUAUGGCAUUCUGUCCCAUCAUCAAAGAAUCAAUUUACAUAAAUGGGACCAAAUGAAUGUUAAUAUGGAGGAGGGCGCAAAACCUCCAGAGAGAAAAAUGGAGAGAGACAAACAAGAUGACACUUCAGAGAACUGGUUCAAGGUCACAAUUCCCUUUGGCAUAAAAUAUGAUAAGAAGUGGAUGCUGAAUUUGAUUCAGAGCCAGUGCAGCAUCCCUUUCACUCCAGUUCAGUUUCACUAUGAAAAAAUGCAGGCCACUUUUUUUGUUGAUGAUCCCAACAUUGCCUUUAUGCUGAAGGCUAUCAGUGACAAGAUUCGAGAUGAGACUGAUAAUAAGAUAUCAAUCUUCAUCAGCCCCUGUGAUGAACCCCACUCGGUGACAGAGCUGAAAUCAGAAAAGAUGGAUCAAAAAAAGCUGACUAUGAACCAACAGUGUGAUACUUCUCAGCGCAUUCUUAAUAGGCAGAGACUCUCCUUUGACCAAGAUUUGACGACCUAUCCUACUGACUUGGUACUGAGUCCUAGAAGGUAUAUGACUCCUUCCUUGAAUAUCUCUGAAGAGGACGUGACCCAGGCAAACUCUGAAGGAAAGAUGGCCAAGGAACAAGCCUCAGACAUAGAAGAGAUAUGUGCAGUCAAAAGCUCUCUGAGUACUACCAUGCCGGAUAAGUCCAGUAACAUAAAUUCAAUUCUGGAAUUGUUUCCCAAGUUACUAAGCCUGGAUGGACAGGAGUCAUGUAAACCAGCUCUCUGUGGCCCUGAAGAUCAAAAGACCAUAUCAACGUACAAGAGAAGUUUUUUUGAAUCUGAGUCCAUAAAGACACUGGUCCUACAGUUCCUGCAGCAAUAUUACUUCAUCUAUGACAAUGGAGAUCGGGAGGGACUCCUCAAUGCUUACCACGCUGAUGCUUGCUUCUCAUUGACCGUCCCUUUCAGUACCAUGGACUUAUCCGCGAGCAGCGUGUGUGAGUACGUCAAGUAUAGCAGAAGUAUGAAGGUUCUCAAGGAUCCUUAUAUGCGGAAGCAGCUGCUAAAGCACAAGAAAUGUGACAUUAUUCACUUCCUUCGUGCAUUGCCCAAAACUCAACAUGACUUGACCUCCUUCUCGGUGGACAUAUGUUUCCAAACAGAAAAAACUCUCUGCUUCUCUGUUAGUGGGUUGUUCAAGGAAGUGGAGGGCAGCUCUCAAGGGUGUUUUCAUGCCUUCACUCGGAUCUUCGUUGCUACCUGGGACAAUUCAGACCUUUGUAUCAUCAAUGACAAGCUGUCUGUGAGGAAUGUCUAUGGGUUUCCCAGUGCCUCCAACGCUGUGGACACAUGCUCCUCCAGCCGUUUGCCUUCCCUCUCUCAAGAUCAACAGCAGAUGAUGCCAACAUUCUGUUCCCAGUCUGGCGUGAAUGUUGAGAGGUCUCAAAAAUGCCUUCAUGAUGACCAGUGGAAUUACAACAAAGCCAUACAAAGCUUUGCUUUGCUCAAGGUAAAGGACACGGUCCCAGAGGACAAGACCACCCAUACAAGUCCAAGAUCCUAAGAACAACACACCAAGAAGAAAUUCCUGAGAGUCACCAUCUUAUUUCUAUUUAUUUAUAUCAAAAAUCCCUGCUAGACUAUGGAGGAGUAGUGUAAAUUUCCAUGUAAACAAACUGGGGUAUCUAGUUUCACCCUAGAAGCCAAAGCCUAUCUUUUAGAGCAAGCACUCAUUGAGGAUUCAUGCUUCUUAUAUUUUCUUUUAUUAUAAGUUUUAUUAAUUUUGUUGAGCAUUUAGUAUUUGUAUAAUAUAUUCUGGUUCCUCUCACCCCUCACCCUGUCACAUCUUCUUCCUACUUCUGCUCAUGUUCCAACUUCCCUAUAAGCCCUUGUCUCGUAUUAAUGUAUUUUGAUUUGUAUUGGGACCACCCAGCAAAACAGGGCCGACUAUGUAACUAUGUGUUUGGAACUAUCCAUCGAGGUACCUGUGGGCACAUAGUUAAAGACAGUGACUGUCUUUCCCCUAGAAUUCUUCUGUAGCCAAUAGUUUAGCAGACAGAGCUAGAACCCUCACUUUGUGGUUGACUAAUGAGAGGCCUGGUCUUGUGCAGGCCCAGUGGAGGCAAUCUCAGUUGCUGUAAGAUUGCAAUAAUUGUAACAUGCUACGAAGAUACUAUUGAUGUUUCUGGUUAUGUUAAAUCCAUUCAAAGUCCACUGGAGAAAGAGCAUAUUAUGGGAAUGAGGACCUCCAAGGUAGUACUGCUACACAUACUGAAGUUCUAGACUCAACCAGAGGGUACAGUUCUGCUCCUGAAGCCUGUAUAGUUUCAUAGGUUGAUCAUCCUCUCUACACUUGUUCGAACUGAGUUCUGAGUGCCUAAAGUAUUAAUCGACUAUUUCAUAUAGAUAAUAUUCUUUUUUUAGCCAUACACAUUUAUUCAAAAUUAAAAACAGCAUAAUCGGUAGGAAAUAUCAUUAAAGAGCACAUAAAAGCCUAUGAAGAAAAACCAUCCCCUUAUAUGUGAUUGUCUUACUAUAACAAUCUUUGGUAUGAGAAAAUGAGAGUAAGGAAACUGUUACUGACUUUGUACUUAUAUUGAAUGCAAUAAUAUGCAGGAAACGUAGGAAAAUCUGUUCAACCACUAAAAUAAACAAAAGUCAUAAAUAUUGAGAUAAUUUAGAAAAGGAAAAUAAAGGUUAUUAUUUUAAGGGAA
This is a messenger RNA of Rattus norvegicus (Norway rat), 4109 nucleotides long. It is a transcript of the gene Nxf3, whose product is annotated as nuclear RNA export factor 3. Lineage: Eukaryota; Metazoa; Chordata; Mammalia; Rodentia; Muridae. Gene Ontology annotation, cellular component: cytoplasm; nucleoplasm; cytoplasmic stress granule. The record is from RefSeq and is a predicted model, not a curated record. Gene Ontology annotation, molecular function: RNA binding; nucleic acid binding. Gene Ontology annotation, biological process: mRNA transport; mRNA processing; mRNA export from nucleus.